UACUGAUGCACUCGGUGGCUUACUAAUACCAUAGUACCAAAACCUUAUGAGGUCGUCUCUCGAAUAUUCUAGAUAAUUCUUAAUACUUUACUAUUCGCACUGAUUGCAGAUUGUCGUUUACUUCCGAUUUAUAAGUUGCAACUUGAGUGUAAUAAUGUGUGCUUUUAUAUAUUAUACCAUCUAGGUUAUUUUUUUCAUAAAAUUUAAAAUAAUCAAAUGAAGUUAUGUAUCUUUAAUGUUUUAAUAGAAAAAUAAAUUAAUUGGCUAUUAUAGUAUUUUUUUUUUGAUGUUGAAAUAUAAUGCCGUUUGGUGAACGUUUUAAUAAAUUUAAACCCAAAUUAAGUGAACGUAUUCGAGGAAAAACUACCAACGAAAUACUUGAAGAAAUAAAAAAAAAUUUCAACAAUAAUACAGAUUCCAACAUGGAUUUUGACAACGUUGAUUCUAAUUCCAUAGAAAGGAACGAAUUUCCAUUUGAUGAUGAAAUUUUAAAUGGUCAUUUAAGUGUUCGUUCUCAUUUAGAAGAUUUAGCCAAACGGCAUCCCGACAUUGCUAAUCAUUUACGUUGUCCCCCCUGGGAAGGUGAACCUAGUUCAAAACGUUGGAAUAAAAAAAAAUCAGAUUCUGAAGAAAAAAAUAUUUCUGAAGAACCAUCAAAUCUCAAUUCAAGUUAUUCUGAAAGUGUAGAUUCUAAUUCUUGUCAAAAACCUGAAGACAACAUGAGCCAACAUCAAAAUACUGAUAAUAAUUUAGAAAAUUUGGAUAAUAACGACGAAAAACCUCAACGAUUUGUAUCUAAGUUAGAAUUUACUCCAGUAAACCCUAAUAAUCAAACUGAAAAUACUGAUCUUAACCAGGAACAGCAACCACAACAACAACAAUCACAGCAACAGCAAAAAGAUUGUCAGAAAAAUACUACUCCACCACAAGGAGGACAAAAACAACCUAAUGUACGGCAUAUUCCAAUAUUUGUGGAAGGGCGAUCAGAACCUGUUUAUCCAAAAAAUAUAGACAAAGUGUUAAACAAUUCAAUGGGUUCAAAUAAAUCUAAACCAAAUUCUGGUAGACAAAGUCCAUUUAAAAAUCAUCAUUCCUUUUAUGACCAAAAUAAUGUUCAUCAUCGUCAAACUCCUCCACCACCUCCACAACAUCAACAAGCAGCUUCACAAGAUUCAAGAUCCACACAAUCACCACCUCCAACACGCCAACAAACACAAAUAGAUGCAUUAGAUAAAGUGCAAAUUGUUCAAGCAGAAGUAGAAGAACUUGGAAAAGCAGUUGAUAUAUUUUCUGGUAAUUCGCGCAAUGACAAACAAUACAUUUAUCUAGAUGAGAUGCUUACCAGGAAUUUAAUAAAGUUGGAUACAAUUGAAACAGAAGGAAGAGAUGAUGUUCGUAUUGCUAGAAAAAAAGCUAUAAAAACUAUACAAGAUACAAUUGCUGUUUUAGAAGAUAAAGUUCCUCAAUCAAAAACAGAACCCAUAGUUGUCGAUGAAUCAAAUGAAAAUUCAAUUAAAUUGAAUCAAGUAGACAAUUCUACUGAUGAAACAAAUUCUGAGACUAAUACUGAGAGUGUAAAAAACUAAAAUUACUAAUUCUUAAACCAUAAAAUAAAAAGUAGUUGAUAUAAAAUAUUUACAAAAAAAUUAAUUAUGAAUGAUUUAUAUAUUUAACAAAGUAAUUAUUUUAAUUAAAAAGUUUAACUCUAAUUGUUAACUUUAAAAAAAUUUAAUAACACUUAUUAAAA
Daktulosphaira vitifoliae (grape phylloxera) is the source of this 1747-nucleotide messenger RNA. RefSeq names its product BAG domain-containing protein Samui (gene stv). Gene Ontology annotation, biological process: protein stabilization. The transcript is spliced from 3 exons. Gene Ontology annotation, cellular component: cytoplasm; cytosol; nucleus. Gene Ontology annotation, molecular function: protein-folding chaperone binding; adenyl-nucleotide exchange factor activity. Bases 300 to 1586 code for a protein of 428 amino acids. The record is from RefSeq and is a predicted model, not a curated record. Lineage: Eukaryota; Metazoa; Arthropoda; Insecta; Hemiptera; Phylloxeridae.